Molecule: messenger RNA, 441 nt
Organism: Diorhabda sublineata
Lineage: Eukaryota; Metazoa; Arthropoda; Insecta; Coleoptera; Chrysomelidae
Product: endocuticle structural glycoprotein SgAbd-1-like
Exons: 3
Coding region: 1-441 (146 amino acids)
Cellular component (GO): chitin-based extracellular matrix
Molecular function (GO): structural constituent of chitin-based larval cuticle
Source: RefSeq, a predicted model, not a curated record
AUGAAAACAUUGAUUUUUUUGGGAAUUUAUGUUUACUGCGUGGUUGCACAAGGAGGAAAUAGACGCAUUCCAAAUUCGGGACAAAAUCCGGAAGGUAAUGCACGGAUUAUUAGUGGAGCUUCCGAAGUGAAUCUUGAUGGAACUUAUCAAUGGAGUUUCCAGUCCGACAACGGUAUAUCGGCUCAAGAAGUGGGACAAAUAAAAAAUGCCAACUCCCAAGAUCCCGCCGAAGAAGCUCAGGGAAAUUUCCAGUACACAGCUCCUGAUGGUUCACCUAUCCAAUUAUCAUAUGUUGCAAACGAGAAUGGGUUCCAGCCGAGGGGUGAUCAUCUUCCCGUCCCACCGCCGAUACCAAUAGAAAUUCAAAAAGCUCUAGAAUGGAACGCAGCGCAUCCCGAAGAGGAUGAUGAUGGCAGCGGAAAGCCCAGAAGACUUCGAUAA